GCYCGCUUAGUCGCAAAGCCAUUCCAUUCAUUCCAACAUGGUGAUGGUGAACGAACAUGAACGACAUGGUGAAUGAAUCCAAUACUAAAACAACAACUGCGAGUGUUUUAAACGCGAACAAAGCCGGUCAAGAUAGCGAUGAAGGGUCCUUGUCAGYAGAUAACCAAGACGAUAAAGAAUGGUAUGAAAUUGCAAGACGUUUAGAAAUCGUGGUGGCCAUUGCAGACUACAGCCCUAACGACGACAGCCAGUUGAGUUUUAGAAAAGGGGAUCAMCUCACGGUUCUCAGUAAAGAAACAAACGACUGGUGGUGGACUGAAUUGGAUGGCUCCUGUGGAUACUCACCUGUCAAUUACCUUGUAAGGCAAGAAGACUACGAGACUGAAAACAAAUGGCAARAUGAGGAAUAUUUUAACAGCUAUGGURCCUUGGGUCUUCACCUUGAAAUGCUUAAUGAYCGUCCAAGAACUUGCGCGUACAAAAGGGCRAUCCAGCAACACGCUGGGUAUCUGAAAGACAAGGUUAUCUUGGAUGUUGGUUGUGGAACUGGYAUACUAAGUCUGUUUUGUGCCAGAGAGGGUGAAUGUAAGAAAGUGUAUGCUGUUGAAGCUAGCAACAUUGCUGACCUAACCACUGAAAUUGUAAAACAAAAUAAUUUCCAAGAUAAGAUUAUUGUUAAGAAGGGAAGAAUAGAAGAGGUAGAACUACCAGAAAAAGUAGAUGUUAUUAUUUCUGAGUGGAUGGGGACGUUCUUGGUGUUUGAAUUUAUGAUUGAGUCAGUAUUAGCUGCAAGGGAUGCUUGGUUGAAGCCCGAGGGUAUCAUAUGGCCAUCCCAUGCCAAGCUGUUCCUUGUUCCUUGUUCGACGAAAGAUCCUUAUGACAAAAAAGUAGAAGUAUGGAGAGAUCAGUAUGGAUUUGAUUUCUCCCCAGCAUUAGAAGUCUCUAAAAGAGAAUUCCUAUCAAGACCCAUUUAUGACCACAUUUUCAAUAUGGAUGAUUGUCUAUCAGAGCCUAAGCUCCUAACACAAUUUGAAAUGAUGGAAAUUAGGAAAGAAGAGAUUGAAGUCUGUGCACCUUCAUUUGAAUUUGAAGUCAAUGAAGAUUCUUUGUUGUAUGGAUUCUGUUCUUGGUUUGAAGUAGUUUUUGGUGGUGUCCCGUUAUCAAAUGGUACACGUUAUGUCACCCUGCCAACCUCCCCUGAUAGUGAACUAACUCACUGGAAACAGGACUUAUUCUUACUUGAYGAGCCAAUAACUGUCCAGAAGGGUAAUUACCUGAAAGGUACAAUCUAUAUCAAGCGUAACCCUGAAUACCGACGACAUCUUACUGUAACUUAUGACUUUAUAGUCUCUUAUGGUCACUCAGUUGAUAAUGGUGAUAUAUCAAGAGAGAUCAUUAAUGACGUCAAAAAGACUUUUUACAUAUGGAGAUAACGAGAAUAUUCAUAUUUAAUAUAAAUUUUAGACUUGAGUUUUGAACACUGUGAUUGGUCAAGUGACCAGUGAUUAUGAGAUGACAUUCACCGCUACAGCUGUGAUUUAAGGUUUUCCAACGUUUGCCAGAGCCCAARUAAUAAUUAUAUACUAAAACGAUUUUUAUCCCCAAUUUUGUCUUUUGUCUGAUAUUCAAGUUUAAAAUUAUACUUAAARUGAUUAUAGUGAAUAUUUACCUAGUCACUCGAAGACUCAUGGCUCAAUAAAUAUUCACCAAUAAUCACUUUGCCUUUGGUGAUUAUUGUUAAACAUCAUUAUAUUAUUAUAUUCAUAUCACAUUUUAUUUUGACAUAUUUCAAUUUUGACAGAUUAUUAUGAUUUUUCCAGUGAUCGUUAUUGUUAUUGUCAUUGCAUUUCCAGUUUGGUUCAGCAUAUGAAAUAAAAUAUAUAAUUACAGUGGUUCUUGCACCCUGGGUUUAAUUCUUCAAUUGUAUGUUACAUCAUUGCUGCCUCUUGGAAGAGUGUUGGUGUCAUUUAACAUACCAUUUCUUACUGGCAUCCUUUGUUAACAGUACCACAAUGGCCACCAUUUUUUUGUGGCUACAGCCUCAUAAAGGCAAGCCACCAUGUCACUGAAUUCUGUCCGUAGGUCCGGUCAUAACACCACAGGAAGCCUAAAUAGUGCUCAAUCCAUAACUUCAAACCAAUUUCCCAUUCCAGGCCAAAAGUCCAAUGUUUGUCAUCUAACUCAACASGUACAGUCAUCAUUAACUCAAUUUUCUUCUCACAAUAUUAAAGUAAAAUGCCUUUUCUGGUUAAAAAACUAUCAAAACCAGCUGAACUGAAAUAGUGACAUAAAAAUGAUGAMAUUGCAAAACUGAGUCGUCAA
Messenger RNA from Actinia tenebrosa (Australian red waratah sea anemone), 2322 nucleotides. RefSeq names its product protein arginine N-methyltransferase 2. NCBI's taxonomy places the organism in Eukaryota, Metazoa, Cnidaria, Anthozoa, Actiniaria, Actiniidae. Gene Ontology annotation, molecular function: histone methyltransferase activity; protein binding; protein-arginine N-methyltransferase activity. The record is from RefSeq and is a predicted model, not a curated record. Gene Ontology annotation, cellular component: nucleus. Gene Ontology annotation, biological process: peptidyl-arginine methylation, to asymmetrical-dimethyl arginine; chromatin remodeling.